AUGGGCAAAAAAGCGAAAGGGAAACAUCGUCUGGACAAGUUCUAUUACUUAGCGAAAGAGCAAGGAUUCCGCGCGCGUUCGGCGUUUAAGUUAGUUCAACUGAACAGGAAGUAUGAUUUUUUAUCCAGCGCGAAGGCUUGUUUGGAUUUAUGCGCAGCUCCAGGCGGGUGGCUGCAAGUGGCGCAGAAGUACAUGCCGAUGCAAUCGACCAUCGUUGGGAUCGAUUUAGCUUCGAUAAAACCCAUACGCGGAUGCACGACUUUAGUGGAAGAUAUCACGACACCGAGCUGUCGAGCGGCGAUUAAACGGGUCACGCCGGAUGGUUUGAAGUACGAUUGCGUGUUACACGACGGCGCGCCAAACGUCGGGGGCAACUACGCCAAGGAAGCGUAUUCGCAAGCGGCGCUGACGUUGGACGCGUUGAAAUUGGCGACGGAGUUUUUAACGUUGGACGGUUGGUUCGUGACGAAAGUGUUUCGGUCGCAAGAGUAUCACGCGUUGUUAUACGCGUUUCAGCAGCUGUUUAAGAAGGUGGAGAGCACGAAGCCGGUGGCGUCGAGAGACUCGUCGGCGGAGAUUUUCGUCGUGUGUAAAGGGUACUUGGCGCCGACGAAAAUUGAUCCGAGGUUGUUAAAGGCGGAGUAUUUAUUCGCGAACGUGGAGGAUGGCGGACAAGGUAACAAAGGAGGACAGCAGAACAGGGACGUUUUGAAGGUGGAAAAAGCGAAGCGAAAUCGAAGCGGCUACGAGGACGGGUUACAUUCGCUGUAUAAAGAGACGUACGCGGAGAAUUUUAUCACAAACGAGAAACCGGCGGAGAUGUUAGGGAUGUACCACUGUUUUAUUUUAGACGGUGGGAAAGGAAAGAAAGGAACGAACGUGGUGCCCCCAAAGGAUGGAUUUAUGGAUUUAGACGCGUGCGAGGAGACGAACGAGGAAAUUCGGACGCUCUUUCGAGACUUGGGCGUUUUGAACAAGAGCGAUUUUAAGAUGUUGUUGAAGUGGCGUUUGCAAGUGCGGAAACGGUUAGGUAUGGAGGAUAAGAAGGUGAAACCGAGGACGACGACAAACGCCAACGAGGACGAGGAGGACGAGAAUAAUGAAAAUAAAGCGGCGGUGCCCGAGGACGAAAACGAGCGCUUGCUGAGCGAAAUGGAGGAAUUGCAAGGAAACAUGGACGCGGAGGCGAGAAGGAAAAAGAAAAAGCAGGCUAAAAUGAAACAGAAGGAUAGAAUACGCGCGCAGUUAGGAUUAAAAGGAGACGGCGAAGCCAUCGUGGCGGAGGAAGAUUUAUUCUCUUUGGUUCGAUUGAAAACAAAGGAGGAUGUCGAUACGGUCGCAAACCAAGCCGCUCCGUCUGUGCCGGCUGACUAUUACGAAGACUCUGACUCGGAACUGAACGCGGCUCGCAGAAGACAAAACCAAUACGACUCUGAAGACUCUGACGCAGAAAAUGACGUGGAAAACGACACGUCGCGGCUAGACUCGAGUUUAGACGCUUUGUACAAACAGUACAAAGAAAGGCAAAAGAAGAAAGGCCGGUCGGUUGGAGAAGGCUCGAAAGGAUCCGCGAUGAGACGCGAUAAGAGGGCGACGUUAGAAGGCGAAGGCGAUGGAGAGCUUGGCUCGGAUGAUGACGAAGACGUCGAUGAGAGCGAUGAAAGCGAUAGCGAGGAGACUGGUUUCGAGGAAGACGACGACGCGCCGUUGGAAUGGGAGAAGAACGAAGACGUAGAAGGCGAAGAGAAGAACAGGAAGAAAAAAACGAAGGAGGAUAAAAACAAAAACAAUCUGAUCGUCGAGUUCGACCCGAGCAAAGUGAAACCAAACUCAAAGGCAACCGUCGAUCGAUGGUUUUCCAACGAUCUUUUUUCGGAAAUUGAAAAAACAACCUCCGCAGCGACGAGCGGCAAGGCGGCGGCGGAAAAGAAAAUAACAAAGACAACGAGGGAAGAAGCAAAAGAAGAGAAAAAUAUGAUGAAGAAGAAACAAAAGAAGAACGACAAAGACGAUGUCGUCGUUGAUGAAGACGAAGACGAUUACGAAAGUCUACGGGAACAAGCGAGAGCGAGGAAACUGGAGAAGGCGAAAGAAGCGGCGAAGAUUGCCAAGGAAGGUGAACUGAAAAGUAAAAAACAACAGGAUAAACUCGAUAAGAAGCGAAAGAAAACGAGUGGUGGUAAGAACGGAAAUGGUGACGACACGACGUACGAUUCAGGUUCAGACGAUGUGGACGUCGGACGUAAAAGACGAGCGCUGCGUGCCGAGGCGGCGGCAGAUGAUUUACAUAUUGUUCCCAGAGGAAACGAUGACGAUGCUCGAGAGAACGACGACGACGACGACGACGAUGAUGAUGAUGAUGACGACGACGUAUCUGAUAGAGGCGUGGGAAGAAACGCGAAAGGAAGUCGUCAGCGCGUACGCGCUGAUGGUUCUGAUAGCGAUGAAUCUACAGACGUCGACGAACUCUCGGAUGGCGCCCGAGCCGAAAUCCUCGCCAUUAGCAAAAAAAUGCUUCGAAGAAAACAACGCGAAGAAAUCAUCGAAGACGCGUACAACCGGUACGCAUUUGAGGACGAUCCGAGAGACUUGCCUGAUUGGUUUGUCGACGACGAGCGAAGAUUCAUGAAAGCGGAACCGAUUUACGAUCAGAGCGACUACGAGGAAGCUCUCGCGAGCGUCUCCAUUAAAGUUGACGAACGGUCGAUCAAAAAAGUCGCCGAGGCUAAAUUGCGAAAGAAAAAACGCGCCAAGGAUAAAAUGAGCGAAGCUCGACAACGCGCGGGCGCCAUCAUGGAUCAAGACGAUAUUCCUGACGUUUCGAAAGUUCGAGAAAUUGAAGCAAUUUACGCCAAAGCGAAUAAACUCGCCAACGGCCGCAAAAAGCAAAUCAAGCACGUGGUGGCGAGGAAAAUGCAUAAAGGCAACGCCGGUGGACCGUCCGUAGAUAAGCGCAUGCUCGCCGAUCGACGAGGUCAAAAAGCUGCCAUGAAAAGAGGCGGCGGUGGAAAGGGAGGAAAGAAAGGCACGUCGCCCGGUUCCUCGAUUGGAAAGCCGAAGAAGAGUUCUCUGAGAAAGAAUCGACCUCGGCGGUGA
Molecule: messenger RNA, 3096 nt
Organism: Bathycoccus prasinos
Lineage: Eukaryota; Viridiplantae; Chlorophyta; Mamiellophyceae; Mamiellales; Bathycoccaceae
Exons: 2
Coding region: 1-3096 (1031 amino acids)
Biological process (GO): rRNA methylation; maturation of LSU-rRNA from tricistronic rRNA transcript (SSU-rRNA, 5.8S rRNA, LSU-rRNA); maturation of 5.8S rRNA from tricistronic rRNA transcript (SSU-rRNA, 5.8S rRNA, LSU-rRNA)
Cellular component (GO): nucleus; nucleolus; preribosome, large subunit precursor
Molecular function (GO): rRNA (guanine) methyltransferase activity; rRNA (uridine-2'-O-ribose)-methyltransferase activity
Source: RefSeq, a predicted model, not a curated record